UGCAGUGCAGUGAAAAGGAAACAAUACGCGACAUAUCGUCAACAAAACAACUAUAAAUUGCUAGCACAUAGCAAAAUUAUAAAUGAAAAUAAAAACAAUAAUAAAUUUGUAAACCAUGAGACAAAGGUUGAAAUAGCAGAUAAAUUAUAAAUAAAAGUGUUCAUAUGUGAUGUCUUUGUUUAGUUGUUCUUGGUCAAUCGUUGCAUUCAAACGUGUAUUCUUCUGCAAUUAAUGAUUCACAUCUUUAUGGUGACUCAAACGAAGAAAAAGAUAAAAAAGAUAAAUAAAAACAAUAAUAAUUUUUUAUUAAUUGUGAAUAUUGUGCAUUGUCUGAUAAAUUGAGAACAAACAUUUUGAUUGAUGUUGAUGGAAUCGGUAUCAUUUUAUCAAUGUUAUAAUUUAUUCGAAAGAAAAUCACUGUAAAUACCAAACCAAAGAUGUGGGAAUAUUAUGGCAAACCGGGAACUUCACCAAUUGAUUGGUGUGAAGGCAAUUAUCAAGUGAGCAGCAAUAUAGCAGAGUUCGUAAAUACAUUGAGCAAUUUCUUGUUUUUGUUGUUGCCACCGAUUUUGAUACACUUGUUCAGAGAUUAUGGUCACUUUGUAAACCCUGGAAUACAUGUCAUAUGGGUUCUAAUGAUUGUUGUCGGGUUAAGUUCGGCAUAUUUUCAUGCAACCCUCUCGCUCAUCGGCCAAUUACUUGAUGAGCUGGCUAUUUUGUGGGUGUGUGCGGCCGCAUUUUCGAUGUUUUUUCCAAAAAAAUUCUUUCCUCGUUGUUUGAAUGGAAACCGGAAAAUAUUCGGCACCGUGUUGGGAAUAUGCGCUGCAAUUUGCACAGGACUUACGUUUUGGGAGCCAGCUGUCAAUGCUUUUGCGCUUAUGCUUCUCGUUAUUCCAACAUUUAUAAUAUUGUGUUCAGCAAUUAAAGAGGAGCGUUCAAUGCGAAUCUACCGGUUAGGAUUGCGUACAGCGCUCGUUAUGACAUUGGCCAUUAUAUGCUGGUUACUUGAUAAAUUCUUCUGUGAUACUGUGCUUGGUGAAAAAUUCCCAUAUUUGCAUGCAAUGUGGCACAUUUUAAUUUUCAUAUCAUCGUACACUGCUUGUGUUCUAUUCGCAUACUAUGCGGUCAAAGAAGAAUAUGCGAAUCGAAUUGCUGAUCUCCGUUACUGGCCUGUCAAUGAUUUUGAGCUUGGUAUUCCAUUUGUUUCCAUCAAAUGUUAUUACAAUGAUGAAAAACGAAAUAUAUAACUCGAAAAUGCAACACACAGCGGUCAGCAUGUGUGAAAUACGACGAAAUAGGACACCCGGAUACAUUUCAAUGUACUCAAUUUGAUAUACACACUGAUUAGCAGAGUCAUAGAUUUUAAACGACGUUACAAAGACAUACCAAUUGAUGAUAAAGAUUCACGAAGAACACAUUUCAAUUAUAACUAUAAUCGUGACUUCGGUCCAUUUUAUCAACUAUAACAUAUGUUAUAGAUUUUUAUUGAGACACUUUAAGUUUUAUUUUUUUUUUUAUCCUGAAAUUUUGUUUAUUGUGAAAGAUUACUAGACACUAGUAUAUUUUGUAAGCUAUUAUUUAGUGUAGUGUUACUAUAUCCCGUAAUUAUUCUUUUACUAAUGGACAACUGACGAUUUAUCAAUUUAAAAGUACCAGUAUAUAUGUACUUAAAUGAUUUUCCAUUUGAUUUUCGCAGAAAAACCACAUAAAUAUAAAUAUAUAUACCAUAACACCGCAUGCCGAACGAUAAUUGAAAUCAGAUUUACAUAGUUUAUACAUUUUACGCUUCCAUGAUAGUGUUAAAUAAAUGAUAUUUGCAUUAAACAUGCAUGCAUCACAAUACCACAAAACAUUUGACUAUAUGCCAUUAAAUGAUAUGAGAUAUUGUUAUUAAAACUUAUAGUAGCCAAAAUAGAAAAUAA
This is a messenger RNA of Contarinia nasturtii (swede midge), 1922 nucleotides long. It is a transcript of the gene bwa, whose product is annotated as alkaline ceramidase. Gene Ontology annotation, molecular function: hydrolase activity, acting on carbon-nitrogen (but not peptide) bonds, in linear amides. Gene Ontology annotation, cellular component: membrane. Gene Ontology annotation, biological process: ceramide metabolic process. The record is from RefSeq and is a predicted model, not a curated record. Bases 438 to 1247 code for a protein of 269 amino acids. The transcript has 5 exons. NCBI's taxonomy places the organism in Eukaryota, Metazoa, Arthropoda, Insecta, Diptera, Cecidomyiidae.